ACCAUGAAUUGUAUAACUCCAAAAGCUAACCGUUAAUUCCCUGCUGAUAAUCUCAAUAAUUAACGCAGGAAUUCCAUUUUUUUCUGCAUUUAAAAAAAGAAACUAACUCACAAAGAACAAAAGAUCUGAAAAGGCGGAGGCGGGUAAUGCGUGUGCCCUCAAGAACAACAACGCUCAGGGCGAGGACGAAGAGCAGCAGCAGCAGCAGCAGCAGAAGCAGAAUCUACGUCGCCAAUUCAUCAAAAGUUGACAAGCAUUUUCGCGUUACAUGCAUUCUCCAAUCAAUAACAAGUUUGUUGGAAUUCGGAGAAUUUUGACAAGUACGGAUUGGAUUUGGGGGUGAUGGAUUCGUUGGUGGAGCUCUGCGAUUUGGUGGCGGAGAAUCCGACGCAAUUCGCGGGGAAAAUCGCUUGGCUUUGCAGCCGUUGCCCGCCGGCGGAGCUUUUGUUUGUCGGGUCGCCAAGAGUUACGAGGUCUCAGCUCAAUGCGGUACUCGCAGUCUCGCGAUUCCUCUCCAAAUGCGCCACUACCGAGUUGGAAACAGUCAGAUCAGCGAUCCUUGCUUUUUACCGCUCAAUUCCGUCCUCCUUUAAUGUUAAUUUCUGGCCGCACUCAUUUUCAGGCGACGCAAUUUCUUCGUUUUACAAAGAUCUCAUGAGAUACAUUACAGAAGCAGCCCAAGUGUCUCCCACUUUUGCUAGCGAUGUGGCUGGGUUCACCGGCGACGUCGUCAUGCAGACGAUACGUAAUGGUGAUUCGAGUAUCUCUAAGAUUUUCUUGAGCGCUAUGUGUUUGAAUUUUCCUCCGAUUCUGCCGGGUGAUGCGAAUAAAUUGAUUUCUCUUCUUCUUGACGGAUUGGACGUCACUGUUCCAAGUUCACCAAGGGACGCGAUGUUGACCACUCCUACUGGGGCUUCGGUUCAGAGCUCUCCACUAAGUGUGAACCAUGGCAGCACUGAUUUGGGAGAGGCUCCAAGCCCCGCAGCUUUUGGGGUUGACACACCAUUUUCAGGGGAUGCUAAGGGCUCUGGGGAUUCGUUUGGUGGGAGCAAUGACGGUAGCGGCGCCCCCGUGGGUAUUAAAAAAGCUGUGUUGUCGUUUGAGGGGGAGUCGGUGGAGAGUCUUCAAAAACUAGAGACUGUUUUGCAGUUGAUUAGACUUGUAUUAGAUAAGGCAGAUAUCGAUCUUAAGCUUCUGGAGCAAGUGAGAGGGAUUGCAAAGGGUCAACUGCAAUCGAUGCUUGCUUUUUUAAAGAUAAGGAAGCGUGAGUUUACAGAGCAAGGGCAGUUACUGAAAGUUAGGGUCAAUAAAAAGCUGUCCGUAUGCCAAGCGGCAGCAAAGUUGCAUAUUAAGACUCUGGCGUCUCUUGACACCGAAGGAAAGUCGUCAAAGAGGUUAUUGCAUGGAGCUCUUGCUUUGUUGAUAGAGGCUUCAGAGGCAUGCUUGUUCUCAGUUUGGCGGAAACUGAGAGCUACUGAAGAUCUCUUUCGCUGUUUGCUUGCUGGGAUUUCUCAAGCAGCUGUUGCUCGAAACGGCCAGCUCCUCCGCAUUCUGCUCAUUCGUUAUAAACCUCUUGUGCUGGCUACUUGUGCUCAGGCUGAUAGUGGGCCAAGCAGUCAGGGAGCCAUGUUCGAAACUGUUUUGAAAACAUCCAGUGAGAUAAUUGAAUUUGGAUGGACCAAGGACCGUGCUCCUCUGGACACUUUUAUAAUGGGACUGACUACUAGCAUUCGCGAGCGAAAUUACUAUGAGGAAGAGGAUGGAAAAGAGAAGCAGGAAACUCCACCUCUGCAGCUGAAUGUCAUAUAUUUGUUAGCUGAGUUGAAUGUUGCUGUUAAUAAGCCUGAAAUGGUUGACAUGAUACUGCCUCUAUUUAUUGAGAGUCUAGAAGAGGGUGAUGGUUCAAAUGCAGGCUCACUAAGGCUUCGACUUCUUGAUGCUGUUUCUCGCAUGGCGAGUUUAGGUUUUGAGAAGUCUUACCGUGAAGCCGUGGUUUUGAUGACAAGGAGCUACCUAGCUAAACUCUCUAAUGCGGGCACUGCUGAAGGUAAAACCGAGGCAUCUGAAGCCACGGCCGAACGUGUUGAGAUUUUACCUGCAGGAUUUUUGUUGAUUGCUAGAGGCAUUACAAAUAGUAAAUUGCGGUCAGAUUAUCGUCAUCGCUUGAUGUCACUGUGCUCUGAUGUGGGCUUGGCAGCUAGUGGAAGGAGUGGAGCAGAGUUUCUUGGGCCCCUUCUACCUGCGGUUGCUGAAAUAUGUUCAGACUUUGACCCUACUCUUGACGUGGAACCAUCAGUCUUGAAGCUAUUUAGGAACUUGUGGUUCUAUAUUGCGCUCUUUGGGUUAGCACCACCGAUACAGAAAGCUCAGGCUAUGACUAAAUCAGCACCCACUGCAAAUACUGUGGGUGGCACGACUACCAUUGCUCUUCAAGCGGUGGCUGGACCUUACAUGUGGGAUUCAUCAUGGUCAUCUGCUGUUCGGCGCAUUUCUCUAGGGACCCCACCUCUUGUGGUGAGUUCUGUAAAAUGGCUCGAGGAUGAGUUGGAGCUUAAUGCUCUUCACAACCCAGGAAGUCGACAAGGGAGUGAGAAAGCGGGUGCGAGCCAA
Molecule: messenger RNA, 2610 nt
Organism: Sesamum indicum (sesame)
Lineage: Eukaryota; Viridiplantae; Streptophyta; Magnoliopsida; Lamiales; Pedaliaceae
Source: RefSeq, a predicted model, not a curated record